AUGAGUGAAAUCGUGCAUAUCCAGGCUGGUCACUGUGGCAACCAGAUCGGUGCCAAGUUCUGGGAGGUGAUCAGUGAUGAACAUGGCAUCAACCCCACCGGCACCUACAAUGGGGACAGCGACCUGCAGCUGGACCACAUCUCAGUGUACUACAAUGAAGCCACAGGUGGCAAAUAUGUUCCUCGUGCUAUCUUGGUGGAUCUAGAUCCUGGAACCAUGGACUCAGUUCGCUCAGGUCCUUUUGGCCAGAUCUUCAGACCUGACAACUUUGGUUUUGGUCAGUCUGGGGCAGGCAACAACUGGGCCAAGGGCCACUAUACAGAAGGGGCUGAGCUGGUCGAUUCCAUCUUGGAUGUGGUGCAGAAGGAGGCUGAGAGCUGUGACUGCCUGCAGGGCUUACAGCUGACCCACUCUCUCGGUGGAGGCACAGGCUCCGGAAUGGGUACCUUGCUCAUCAGCAAGAUCAGAGAAGAGUAUCCUGACCGCAUCAUGAACACCUUCAGUGUGGUGCCUUCACCCAAAGUAUCCAACACUGUGGUUGAGCCCUACAAUGCCACCCUCUCUGCCCACCAGUUGGUAAAGAACACUGAUGAGACCUACUGCAUCGAUAAUGAAGCCCUCAAUGAUAUCUGCUUGCGUACCCUCAAGCUGACCACACCAACCUAUGGAGACCUCAACCACCUUGUCUCAGCCACCAUGAGCGGCAUCACCACCUGCCUCCGCUUCCCUGGCCAGCUCAAUGCUGACUUCCACAAGCUCGCCGUCAACAUGGUGCCAUUCCCAUGUCUCCAUUUCUUAAUGUCCCCAUUAACCAGCCAUGGUAGUCAGCAGUACCAGGCCCUCACUGUGCCUGAGCUCACCCAGCAAUUCACCGAGGUGGAGAGCAACAUGAAUGACCUCAUUUCUGAGUACCAACAGUACCAAAAUGCCACCGCAGAAGAGGAGGAAGACUUCGGUGAGGAGGCUGAAGAGGAGGCUUAA
Molecule: messenger RNA, 981 nt
Organism: Elephantulus edwardii (Cape elephant shrew)
Lineage: Eukaryota; Metazoa; Chordata; Mammalia; Macroscelidea; Macroscelididae
Product: tubulin beta chain-like
Exons: 2
Coding region: 1-981 (326 amino acids)
Biological process (GO): mitotic cell cycle; microtubule cytoskeleton organization
Cellular component (GO): microtubule; cytoplasm
Molecular function (GO): GTP binding; GTPase activity; structural constituent of cytoskeleton
Source: RefSeq, a predicted model, not a curated record